Messenger RNA from Eublepharis macularius, 3089 nucleotides. Its product is annotated as zinc finger protein 501-like. Gene Ontology annotation, biological process: regulation of transcription by RNA polymerase II. The coding region runs from base 558 to 2081 and encodes 507 amino acids. Gene Ontology annotation, molecular function: DNA-binding transcription activator activity, RNA polymerase II-specific; RNA polymerase II cis-regulatory region sequence-specific DNA binding. The record is from RefSeq and is a predicted model, not a curated record. Gene Ontology annotation, cellular component: nucleus. The transcript has 3 exons. Lineage: Eukaryota; Metazoa; Chordata; Lepidosauria; Squamata; Eublepharidae.
GCAGGAGUCAGGGAUCUCCCCCAUGGAAAAGAGGUUUAAGGGAAAACGUUGUUGUUAGUUUGCUCCAUAAAGAAACAACCUUUUGGUUUAAAUUUAGUAUGUGGAGCAUUCUCCCACCCAUACCUACUUCCUCCUUUGCCUGACUUGCCAGUCUCCAGGUGGUGGCUGGAGAUUACGUUUCAUCUCCGAGCAACAGAGAUCAUUUCCCUUGAAGGAAAUGGCUGCUAUGGAGGGCAGACUCUAUGGAAUCAGGUCCCAGGGAGCUCUAUCCCAAAAUUCCAUCUUCCCCGGGUUCCACCGUUAACGUCUCUAGGAAUUUCCCGAGCCAGACCUGGGAGCAGCAAUAUCAACUGCUUAUCUAAACAUUUGUUAAAGUCAGUUAUUGAAAACCUCCCCACCUCCCCAGACUACUGGGUAUAUUACCUCCUGCUCUCCCCAGAAGAAUUUUUUAGGAAGCAGAUUAUUUCAUACUGCCUGUGAGUGUUGCAGUCAUCUUUUGACAACUUCUUCAUACACCUUGGGGCAAGACUCUGCUGGCCAAAGCAUCGGCACCCAUCAUGGUGGACAUUCCUCCUUCUCUCAGUACUGAUCCACAUUUCUCACUGAGCCACAGGCCCGAGAAUGGCUCUGAGGGAUCAGAACCACCCCUAUCCCUGGGAGACUGGAGCGACAGUGAGAAGGAGCCGGACUCUGGUGGAAGCUCUCCAGGCCGCUCUAGGAAGACCUCCUUUCUCUGUGUCCCCUCCCAAAACAAGAAUGUCACCACCCAGGCUGCAAAAGAGAAGAUGGCCAAAGUGCAUCUCUUCUGGCUAUCCCGCUGCAAAGCCCAGCCAUGUCAGAAGCCGGAGUCUGAGUCCCACAAGGCAGAGACACUUGUGGCGAAUUCGGGAGAAGCAGGGCCUUCUCAGGGGAGGCAACUUCCGUUGCAGGCUGCCCCUGAGAAGGAGUUCAUGGAGAAGCAUCAGGAGGCAGAGGAGAAACAGGAAAGCCCAGAGGACAUUGUGCAGCUGAUAGAUGAGCAUGGCGUCUAUUCCUGUGCCAAGCUGGUCCCUACCCCAGAACCAGAACGCCUUUCUCCCUACCCACAGCAGCUUUUGGAGCGCAGCAGCCAGGUGGGGGAGGACUUUGAGAUCCGGGAGGUGAUUGUGGACGAGAAGCCAUUCCAGUGUGCUGUCUGUGCCAAGGCCUUCAAACGGGCCUGGGAGCUCUUCAGCCAUGAGGUGGUCCACAAUGAGGAACGCCCAUUCCGUUGCCAGCUAUGCCAGGCCUCAUUCAAACGACACUCUGACUACAAGAGCCAUGCUCUUGUGCACACAGAAGAGCGGCCUCAUCGCUGUGAGCUGUGUGGGAAGCGUUUCAAGCGAGCCUCCAACCUAGCGGAGCACCGCCGCAUUCACUCGGGCGAGCGGCCCCACCGCUGUGCUGCCUGCGCCAAACGUUUCAAGACGCCCUAUGAGUUGCAGCGGCAUGCACUCACGCACUGUUCUGAGCGCCCCUUUGCCUGUGUGGCUUGCGGGAAGGGUUUUGCAGCAGCAGGGGCCCUCCUCUUGCACCAGCGGCAGCACUGUGACGACAAGCCCCACGUCUGUGGCGUGUGCGGCAAGCGUUUCGCUUACGGACACAGCCUGCGGGUCCAUGAACGGGUGCACACGGGUGACCGACCCUUUUCCUGUGCCCUCUGUGGCAAAGCUUUCAAGCAGUCCAAUGCCUUGGCCUCGCAUGAGCGUGUACACACUGGAGAGAGGCCCUUUGCCUGUCCGACUUGCGGCAAAGCUUUCAAGCAGUCGUCAUACUUGGCGAUCCAUGCACGCUCACACACCGGUGAGCGCCCCUAUGCCUGUGGAGCAUGCGGCAAAGCCUUCACCCGGCCCUCACUCCUCCUGCAGCAUCAGCGGGUCCACAGCACCGAGCGGCCCCACCGAUGCCAGCACUGUGGCAAGCUUUUCAAAGACCUGGCCUACCUGGCCGUGCAUGAGAAGGUACACACAGGCGAGACCCCCUACAAGUGCCUAGUCUGUCAGAAGGGCUUUGCACACCCAUCAAACCUGCUGCAGCACCAGCGGAUACACCGGGACAGAUAGAAAGACUGACUUGUGUGCCAGUUUCUCUGUAUUAACAGAACUGCGAUUGUGCACUUCUCUCACGUGGUCCAGCGUGUGUGCUGUGAUGGGCAGGAAGUGUCCUUUGCGCACCCACCAAACCGUGGGUAUACAUUGCCUGCAAAUGCACUAUGCUUUGUUCAUCCCCUUUUUUAGCUCCACACUAGCCUGAGCUCUGUAAUAAAAGUUGCUCAAAGGGACUUGAGUGACAGAGCUCUGUGUCAUUAUCACAUCUUGUUCACAGCAGAACUCAGUAUUCUGAAUAUUUUUCAGGAUUUUUUGGAAGGAGGUCUUUUACUAGUCCUAAGUUUCUAGCCCUUAUGAUUUUGGGGAUAGCUUGAAAACCAUGCCUAAUAAAAUGUCACAAACCACAGCAUGAACAACAGUCCGACAGGUCAGAGGGCAGAAGCUUCAGCAAUCUGUGUAACUUUGUCCUUGAUGGCUAGUACAAGCAAACAUGCAGAUGGACUUAAUUUGCAUUUGCCAAUUUUUCAAAGCUUCACCAUCAUUGUGUCAACAUUGUCCUCUUGUAUAUUGCUGCUUACAGAAGUUUCAAGUAAAUCAAUCUGAGGGUUCUUUUUAUGGGUUUUUGGCUAGAGAUUGACAGUGCCAACCUAAGCAAAUUUAUAUUCUUUUAAAUCCAUUGACACCACUGGGCUUAGAAGAGUGUAACUGUGCUUAGCACAGCACAGUAAAUCUUCCCCAAGGCUUUCCCAGGAUGUGAUGAAAGUGCAGAAAUUAGUGCUAGGAGUACUGCUUUUAUCUACCAGUAUUAACACACCUGUGUGCCCUGGAUAAUGUCCUUCUGCCCUGGAUAAUGAGAUCCUGGCCUUCGUAGCUCACAGAGAAUGUCAACAAUUCACAGCUGCUUUUACCCACCCACCCUUGGCUCAGCCAUUAAAAUACAGGAGAGGAUUUGCAAUGGGUCAGCAUUGAAGAAAUAAACAUGAAGGUAUGUCAUUGACUGGUGUCGAGGUCAAGGCAGUCAGA